UCAGCAUGAAGCACAGAGGUGUGUGCACGUCCCCGCCGGAAAAUUGCUUUUCUGAAUUUGCUCUCCAGUCAGCACCAGACAGACACGUCGCAGGCUAGCCUUGCUCGCUUGAGGGGGGUGCCAGGACGUGCAAGGAUGCUCGGCGCCAAGACGGUGGUCUGGGUGCUGGCGCUUUGCCUGCCCGCUGCAUGGCUGGUAAGAGCCAGCACUUGCCAAGGACCCACCCUCAUCCCAGGCAUCCCCGGCCUGCCAGGAGCACCAGGCCCCAACGGCCAGGAUGGAGGUGACGGGCGGAAAGGAGAACGAGGUCCUCCUGGCAGAGUCGAAGAUUACCGAGAUGCUGGUGAACCAGGAGAGCCCGGGAUACCAGGGUUCCCAGGGAAAUUUGGACCCAGGGGCCCCACUGGGGCCAAAGGUCCUCCUGGAGUACCUGGGCCCCGGGGCCCCAAAGGCGAGUCCGGGGACUCCAAGUCCUCCCACAAGUCUGCCUUCUCGGCCAUACGGGGGGUCAGCUUUACCCCUCGGCGGGCUCAACCAGUCCGCUUCGACCGGGUCGUCACCAACAUCGGCAACCACUACAGCAACCGCUAUGGCCAGUUCAGCUGCCAGAUUCCGGGGAUCUACUACUUCACCUACCACAUCACCUCACGGGGCAACCUGUGCCUGCAGCUGAAGAAGGGCCGGAGCAGCACGGCCAGCGAGACCAUCGUGACUUUCUGCGACUACGUCUUGAACACCUUCCAAGUCACCACCGGCGGGGUGGUGCUCCGCCUGGCCCAGGACGACAAAGUGUGGCUGGAGCCGACGGAGAAGAACAACCUACUUGGAGGCAUUGAUGGGGCGGACAGCAUCUUCUCCGGAUUCCUGCUGUUCCCGAGCAGCUAGACGAAUCCCAGAUCACAUGUCCCCCCUGGGGUUCACCUCGGCGGCGUCCGAAAGCUGGCGGCCUGGGAGUUGCGGCAUCCCCCCGUCUCCCUCCCUCUGCACAGCCGCCCCCAAAGCUUUUCCCCUCCCCGUUUUUUCCCCAAGGGGGGGAGAACCCCCCAAAUCUUGAGAUCUCUGUAGUGUCUCAAACAAAUGAAUAAACCAUCAUCUACCAA
Molecule: messenger RNA, 1100 nt
Organism: Candoia aspera
Lineage: Eukaryota; Metazoa; Chordata; Lepidosauria; Squamata; Candoiidae
Gene: C1QB
Product: complement C1q B chain
Exons: 3
Coding region: 136-885 (249 amino acids)
Molecular function (GO): protein binding
Source: RefSeq, a predicted model, not a curated record